CGGAAGAAUUGCCUAUCUCUGAUUAACGUUUGAAUAGACAAGAAUGAGCAAUUUAUCUCGGGAAGAAACGAUUAGACGCGAUGCUCCAAACAUCGCACAGCCUUUGAUUGUCUUAUUUGUGUCUUAAUUUUUUUUUUUGCGUUAAUUGGCGGAGGCGGUCGAGUGUGAGCAGCAACGCCCUGAUGCCAGCCGACCCGUCGGAGAAAAAUAUCCUCGCUCUGUUUACAAAUCGGCCGAGAGGACUUGUUUCCCCGCAGUCAAUCGUUAGCUAAUCGUGCGGUUGUGUGUUUUUACAGACGAAGAAAACAUGGCUGAACUGCAUGUUGUAGAAUCGAGUGGCACCAGCACCAUAGAGCAGCCCGAGCACCGCGAUGUCCGGGGCUCCGUGCGCCUCGCUUCGCCCACUCUCAUGGUUCCUCCGCGGAGCAGCCAGCUCAGUCCCAGCGGGGUGUCGAGCGGCAGCGGCGGGCGGUCGGUGUUCGGGUUCCCGGUGAAGAGCAACCCGAGCUCCCCGUCCGAACCGGCGGAGAAGCCGGGAUCACGCUGGGUUCGGCUCAACGUCGGGGGCACCUACUUCAUCACGACCAAACAGACGUUGUGCAGGGACCCAAAAUCUUUCCUGUUCCGACUGUGCCAAGAGGACCCCGACCUGGACUCGGACAAAUGUUGUAGUCAAGCCCGCCCAAACCGAGACCAAGUCAUGACCAAGAGCAUUGUUUAUCUACACCGAGACAAGACCAAGACUUUUAGGGGCUGAGACCAAGUCGAGACCAAGACCGAGUCGAGACCAAGACCAG
Messenger RNA from Micropterus dolomieu (smallmouth bass), 797 nucleotides. RefSeq names its product BTB/POZ domain-containing protein KCTD5-like. The transcript has 2 exons. The record is from RefSeq and is a predicted model, not a curated record. Gene Ontology annotation, molecular function: cullin family protein binding. NCBI's taxonomy places the organism in Eukaryota, Metazoa, Chordata, Actinopteri, Centrarchiformes, Centrarchidae. Gene Ontology annotation, cellular component: Cul3-RING ubiquitin ligase complex; cytoplasm. Bases 308 to 757 code for a protein of 149 amino acids. Gene Ontology annotation, biological process: proteasome-mediated ubiquitin-dependent protein catabolic process; protein homooligomerization.